CUCUUCUUAUUAAUCUCUUGAGGAAACUCUCUCAAAACCUCAAGCUCUCAAAACACAUAAACUCACAAGUUAUGCAACAUACUUGCAUCUCCUUAUAUAUCACUAUAAUUAUCCUAAACUCAUUAGGAUAAACAUAACUUAAAUAUUUCCUAAUCUCUCUAGAUAACUAUAACUCAAUAGUUUUUAGGAAACUUGCUUCUCAAGCUAUUUCAAGCUUAUCCAACAAGCUUUUCUUUCUCUGGGAACUUAUGUGAUAUGUUCAGACAAGUUUAAGGAAACAUGGACCGGAUUUUCGUUGGAGUCAUUCCGUUAUGUAAUAAUAAACAUGAAAUUAAGCCUCCCUUCUGUUGCUAUGGUAUGUUUGGAAUAUUGGGCGUUCGAGAUUCUUGUGCUAUUGGCAGGAUUGAUGCCGAAUCCAGAAAUCACCACAUCUUUGGUAGCUAUAUGUGUCAACACGGAAGCGGUUAGCUACACGUUAACAUGCGGCCCUAGCGCAGCUGCAAGUACGCGUGUGUCAAACGAGCUUGGAGCAGGAAAUGUAAAAGGCGCAAAAAAAGCGACUUCUGUUACCGUUAAGUUGUCUUUAGUUCUUGCUCUCGGCCUAGUUGUUGCUUUACUUGUAGGUCACGAUGGUUGGGUUGGGUUAUUCAGCAGUAGUCAUGUGAUCAAAGAAGAGUUUACAUCAUUGAGAUUCUUUCUUGCUGCCACUAUAACUCUUGAUACAGUCCAAAGUGUUCUAUCAGAGUGGCCAGAGGAUGCGGAUGGCAACGUGUAGUCACACUUAUAAAUCUGGGAACUUUCUACCUGAUUGGAAUGCCUAUUGCAGCCUUUUGUGGUUUUAAGUUGAAGUUGUAUGCCAAGGUACUCUCUUAUGAGACGGUGAUAAGGCAAAAAUUUAUAUUUCUAUUUUUGAUUAAUUGUUCUGGUGAAAACAGGGUUUGUGGAUUGGUAUGGUAAGUGGGAUAUUUUGCCAAGUUCAUCACUCUUGCUUAUGACAAUUUUUCGGAAGUGGAAAAAGCUAGAUGCUUCGGUAGAUUAA
Messenger RNA from Brassica oleracea var. oleracea, 1039 nucleotides. Its product is annotated as MATE efflux family protein ALF5-like. NCBI's taxonomy places the organism in Eukaryota, Viridiplantae, Streptophyta, Magnoliopsida, Brassicales, Brassicaceae. Gene Ontology annotation, biological process: transmembrane transport. The coding region runs from base 326 to 775 and encodes 149 amino acids. Gene Ontology annotation, molecular function: xenobiotic transmembrane transporter activity; antiporter activity. The transcript has 5 exons. The record is from RefSeq and is a predicted model, not a curated record. Gene Ontology annotation, cellular component: membrane.